Drosophila kikkawai is the source of this 3077-nucleotide messenger RNA. RefSeq names its product E3 SUMO-protein ligase Su(var)2-10 (gene Su(var)2-10). Gene Ontology annotation, molecular function: SUMO ligase activity; zinc ion binding; transcription coregulator activity. Gene Ontology annotation, biological process: protein sumoylation; regulation of transcription by RNA polymerase II. Lineage: Eukaryota; Metazoa; Arthropoda; Insecta; Diptera; Drosophilidae. The record is from RefSeq and is a predicted model, not a curated record. Gene Ontology annotation, cellular component: chromatin.
UACCCUGGGUACACUGUCAUUACUAGCGGAGACGCCGCGUUAAAUGUUUUUUGUUGUGCUCGCGAACUGUUCAAAAAACGCAAAAGUUUAUUGUUUUUAAGUGCUCUCGAGUCCGCAAAUGCUUUGCUGACUGCGCAACGCCGUAAGGAUAGAAAAGAACAGUAAUGCGAAAGACCCGCUCGCAGACGGCUCGCACGCAGGCGGAAAAUGCCGCUACUUCUACGGGGCCCGGACAGCAAUCAGCAGCGUUGGUGCCGUCAGCAGUGAACACCUUUGAUGCGGGCAAAUACAAGGAAUGUGAGCAAAUGGUGCAGAUGCUACGUGUUGUAGAGCUGCAAAAAAUCUUGUCGUUUCUAAACAUCUCCUUCGCUGGACGAAAAACCGAUCUGCAGAGCCGAAUUCUGGCAUUUCUGCGCACCAAUUUGGAACUGCUCGCCCCGAAGGUCCAGGAAGUCUACGCCCAGUCCGUGCAAGAGCAAUCCGCCACCCUGCAGUACAUAGAUCCAACCAGGAUGUACUCACACAUCCAGCUGCCGCCCGCCGUGCAGCAGAAUCAGAUGGGGCUGGUAGGCGGCGGGCCCGGCGGCCAGGUACCGGGCGGCCAAAUACCCGUGGUUGGCGGCGCACCAUUCCUACCCACCCACAGCAUUAACAACACGCUGCCCAUUCAUCCGGACGUGCGGCUGAAAAAGCUCGCCUUCUACGAUGUCCUCGGCACCCUGAUCAAGCCAUCCACGCUGGUACCCCGCAACACGCAACGUGUACAGGAGGUACCGUUCUAUUUUACAUUAACGCCGCAACAGGCUACGGAGAUAGCCUCGAAUCGGGACAUUCGCAACAGUUCAAAAGUGGAGCACGCCAUCCAAGUGCAACUGCGCUUCUGCUUGGUUGAGACCUCGUGCGAUCAGGAAGACUGCUUUCCGCCGAAUGUGAAUGUGAAGGUCAACAAUAAGCUGUGCCAGCUGCCUAAUGUCAUUCCUACAAACCGACCAAAUGUGGAGCCGAAGCGCCCGCCUCGUCCCGUCAACGUCACCUCCAAUGUGAAGCUGUCGCCGACAGUCACCAACACCAUCAUGGUGCAGUGGUGCCCAGACUACACGCGCAGCUACUGUCUAGCCGUCUACCUGGUGAAGAAGCUCACCUCAGCACAGCUCCUGCAGCGAAUGAAAACAAAGGGUGUCAAGCCGGUGGACUACACCCGGGCCUUGAUCAAGGAGAAGCUGACGGAGGAUGCAGAUUGCGAGAUUGCCACAACCAUGCUUAAGGUGUCCCUCAACUGCCCGUUGGGUAAGAUGAAGAUGCUGUUGCCGUGCCGCGCCUCCACCUGUUCGCAUCUGCAGUGCUUCGACGCAAGUUUAUACCUGCAAAUGAAUGAGCGCAAGCCCACCUGGAACUGUCCCGUCUGCGAUAAGGCGGCCAUUUACGACAACCUGGUCAUAGAUGGAUAUUUCCAGGAAGUGCUCAAUUCGACACUGCUCAAGAGCGAUGACACAGAGAUCCAGCUGCACCAGGAUGGAUCAUGGAGCACACCAGGUUUGCGUAGCGAGGCACAGAUCCUAGAUACUCCCUCAAAGCCUGUACAGAAAGUUGAGGUCAUAUCAGACGAUAUAGAACUCAUCACAGACGAUGCCAAGCCAGUAAAGAGCGACUUGUCCCCGGCACCGGACGAACAGCCAACGUCCACGUCAAACAGUGAGACUGUUGAUCUGACGUUGAGUGAUUCCGACGACGACAUGCCUCUGGCCAAGCGUCGUCCACCUGCAAAGCAAGCCGUCGCCAGUUCAACGUCGAACGGCAGCGGUGGCGGCCAACGUGCUUAUACGCCGGCACAGCAGCCCCAGCAAUCUGAGUCCCCAGACCUGCAGCAGGCCCGACAUCAAUCGCCGUCAGAGAUGCAGCAAGUCUUAGACCAGCAGCUGCAACUGCAACAGCUGCAGCAGCAACAGCUCGAACAGCCGGGAACGGCAGCAGCCGUUCAUGCCUCCCUCCUGGAAUCUUUGGCUGCUGCGGUGGCGGAUCAAAAGCAUUUCCAACUGUUGGACCUGGCUGCUGUUGCGGCUGCUGCAGCUGCCACGGCUUCCGCGUCGUCCUCCUCCGGCCAGAGUCAGAAUGCCGGUCCCUAGGCAGGACCACUGCCCACAUCCUGCUACGCAUCCAUCGCACAUCUCACCCCCCGCGCUUCAUUCGCAUUGCCAUUAAGUCUUUGAUUCGGUUUACCCUGCUUCUGUUAUCGCUCGCUCCUCUCCCCGCCCGGUAACCCAUGACCAGAUCUCACCUCAGGGGCUUAUUGCUUUUCGCUGGCAUAUUGGCGUUCCAUUCGCAGACACUAAUUUUCAUCAUCUCACACGCUCUCAAUCGCGAUCAAUCGCAAACAACCUACUGAUGCUACGUAAUUCUUGUGUGUUGUUGCAGGACGCAGGCAGAACAGACAGGCUUUAUAGGAGUGGGUCCAGGUCCCUCCCAGUGACCAUUGUCGUGCCCAGUUUCCCGCGGCAGGUGCCGAUCGGCCAGAUCAUGGCUACUGUCGCUUCCUCUCAAUUGCCUUACCCACUACUACAUUGUUUACGUCUUGUGUUUGUCACUUCUAAGUCGUCUCGAGUAUUUAUGUUGCGAUAUUCCCAGAGGUUUCUCUAUAAACCACACACCACACACACACACAACAAACCCACAAAGAAACAAAAUAACUGAAGUAAUUUUAGGAAUUGUACCAAUUAGCAGCAGCAUUCAUUAGCUAUUAACAAUAGGAAAUGCAAUUAAUUUAUUUCUCUUUCGGAAUCGCAGCGGGCAGUUGCAAGAAGUGAAGCCGCCCGCAACAAUAACUCGCCCUACGCACUAACAUUAUUAUUAAGCGUACAUACCUAGAUCGGAUGUUAGCCUUAAGUCCUGCCAAUGCAAACUGGGUGUGAUUCGUAUUCCUAACCACGAGGCGAGAGAGGAGUUCACCGCACACCCCGUCAUUUCAUUUAAUUAAGUUAUUAUUUACGUACGGAACGGGACACGGAAUGCGGCGCCCAGAAUGGAGUAGUUUGAAUUUGUUAAAAUAUUCCAUUAAAAUUCCGUGAGCAUUGGCAGUAAAA